CGAACCAAAACCCACAAAGACAAAAGCCCUCUUCUUUUGCUCCCCUGUAGUUUAUCUUCUCGCUGUCCGAAAAAAUCCCCUUCUCUCUCUCCCCCGAAACUAGGGUUUCUCAGUUCCUCAUCUUCGCCGUCUUCUUAUCAUCAACGGAAAUGCUCCGGUAAAACAACAACGAUGCAGAAGAUUCUUUGCAAGACUACCACCACUUGCUCAACCCCUCCGGUUAACUCUCUCGCGGCCGGUUUAAUCUCUACACAAACCAUCGCCAUACCCUCUCUUCUCUCCCUAGGGUUCAAAACCUUCUCUACUUCCGCUAUGCCGCUGCCGCCGACGACAACGACUGGUUCUAUCUCCACAAACGGCGGCGUUUUCUCCGGGAUUCGGCAGAGAAACCGUCUCCACAGAGCGGCGGUAACGUCACUACGGUUCUCAACCUCUUGCCGCUGCUCAAUCGGUAGUAGGAGCCGAGCUUGGGUCGGUAGAAGCGGGACGUGGCGCUCGUGGCUCCACUCCGAAGCCAACGGCGGCUUGAGCUCCGUUAACGCUGCCGGAGAAGUUGUUGAAAGUGUUGAAGACGACUCUGAUGGAGAAAAAGAUAAGGAUGAAAAACCGGUUAGGCUAAACCGUCGUAACCGGAGCUCCUCUAGCGAGUUAACCGGUAAUCCAGAUUUGCUGAAGAUUCCCGGUGUAGGCCUUAGGAAUCAAAGAAAGCUUCUUGAUAACGGAAUAGGAGAUGUUGCUGAGCUCAAAAAGCUCUACAAAGAUAAGUUCUGGAAAGCAAGCGACAAGAUGGUUGACUAUCUCCGCAGCUCGAUCGGCAUCAUACACAGAAACCACGCUGAGAGCAUAACAACGUUUAUCAAAGAAAGCGUGGACGAUGAGCUCAAGGAGCCUAAUGUGAACGUGAAGAAGCGUCUGACGUUUUGUGUUGAAGGGAACAUAAGCGUCGGCAAAUCAACUUUCUUGCAGAGGAUAGCUAACGAGACCAUUGAGCUGCGUGACCUUGUUGAGAUAGUUCCUGAGCCGGUUGAUAAAUGGCAAGACGUUGGACCGGACCACUUUAAUAUACUUGAUGCUUUCUACUCUGAGCCUCAGAGGUAUGCUUAUACUUUCCAGAACUAUGUGUUCGUCACGAGGUUGAUGCAGGAGAAAGAGUCUGCUUCGGGGAUUAAGCCUCUUAGGUUGAUGGAAAGGAGUGUCUUCAGUGACAGAAUGGUGUUUGUGAGAGCGGUUCAUGAAGCCAAGUGGAUGAACGAGAUGGAGAUUAGCAUAUACGACUCUUGGUUUGAUCCCGUCGUAUCUGCUUUACCUGGACUUGUUCCCGACGGGUUUAUAUACCUGAGGGCGAGUCCAGACACUUGCCACAAGAGGAUGAUGCUCAGGAAACGAGCAGAGGAAGGUGGAGUCUCACUGAAGUAUCUACAGGAUCUGCACGAGAAGCAUGAGAGCUGGCUCCUACCGUUUGAGAGUGGGAACCACGGGGUGCUCUCCGUUAGUAAACCGUCUUUGCACAUGGAUAACUCUCUCCAUCCUGAUAUUAAAGACCGUGUGUUUUACUUGGAAGGGAAUCAUAUGCAUUCUAGCAUCCAGAAGGUGCCUGCUUUGGUUUUGGAUUGUGAGCCAAAUAUUGAUUUCAGCAGAGAUGUUGAAGCAAAGAGACAGUAUGCACGGCAAGUUGCUGAGUUCUUUGAGUUUGUGAAGAAGAAGCAAAAAACGUCACAGGAGAAUAGCUCUCCCUUGCUGAUGCCUCCUCAUAAUGGAGGUCUCUGGAUGGGACCAGAAGGGAAGCAUGUCCCGGGACUAGAACUCCCGUCUCUGGAUUUUAGGAAGGCGAUGUCGCUCAUAACCAGACCGUCUGCGUGAGACUGCCCCCCCAUGGACUCAGUUUUUUUUUGUUUUGAAUGCUCUGAAGGAGCAUUGUCCGGUUAUGGAAUGUCAAUAGGUAUGGUCGUCUUUAUGUUUCGUUUGUUUUAGGAAACUUCUCUCUACGGCUUUUUACCUCUCUUAGUUUAGUUAUAACCCUUUUGUGUAGAGAAGAAUGAUGAUGUCUGGAUAAUUUUA
Molecule: messenger RNA, 2058 nt
Organism: Brassica oleracea var. oleracea
Lineage: Eukaryota; Viridiplantae; Streptophyta; Magnoliopsida; Brassicales; Brassicaceae
Exons: 5
Coding region: 172-1860 (562 amino acids)
Cellular component (GO): cytoplasm
Molecular function (GO): deoxynucleoside kinase activity
Source: RefSeq, a predicted model, not a curated record